AAUCAGUUCUGAUAAUUAAUAUCAAAGAUGAAAGUAUAAAAUCUUGCUCAAAUCUGUUUGUUAAAACUAUGCAGUAUUUCAGUAUUGUAAGGUCAAGGCUUGUUUAGAAAGAAGAUUAUACGAGGUCAAGGUUUACAGGUGUAAAACUUUGAAAUCUUGACCUGGUACGUCCUUGUAUCUUUUCAUGUAUCUAUACUUCCGGUCGUUUUAUCGAUUGCGCAAGGCGUCGGGAAUUUUUGCUCUUUUCUCUCGAAAUUUUACUAUCUUCUUCUAUAUACCUAUAUACGUUCUGUCGCAUAAAAGAAUACGCCAUGGUGUUUGCGCUUGCGCAGUAUUACUGAGCGAUUGAUUUCGCUUGGGUUUUAACGCGGUCGUGACAUGGGGUAAGUUUUCCAUUAAAUAAGUUUGUCUCGAAUGAUUUUUGUAUUUCGUGUCGUUAGUUGAUCCUUCUUACGAGCAAAGUUAAUCAUCUUUGCGACACGUAAAAGUUUUACUAGCUCUUCUGUCUUGGAAAUUGACUUUUAUUUGGUGCGUCGUGUCGCAUACAAAAAGCGCCGCUGCAAUUGCGCCUGCGCAUAUAUACUAAACCAUUGAUUUCUGUGGAUUUAACGUGGCCCUGACAUGGGCAAAAAAAUAGAAAAUAUUGGUAGAAUGACGGCCAUGACGCAGGAAGAAAUUAUGGCUGGUGCCAGAAUUGUGGCCCAGGGUCUGGAAGCUCUCCGUGUAGAACAUGGAGGACUUCUUCAGGCUUUGCAGACCCAGGAUGCGCCAGUCGCAAGAGACAAAGCUAGUUUAUUAUCAAAGAAUAUUGAGAUGAUAGAAUUAGGCCUUGGGGAGGCACAAGUUAUGAUGGCUCUUGCAAAUCACUUACAAAUGGUAGAGGCUGAGAAACAAAAGCUUAGAACACAAGUAAGAAGGUUGUGCCAAGAAAAUGCCUGGUUAAGAGAUGAAUUGGCUGGUACACAGCAAAAAUUGCAAGCCAGUGAACAAGCACUAGUCCAGUUGGAAGAACAAAAGAAACAUUUAGAUUUUAUGGAAAGCAUGAAGCAGUACGAUCCUGAUCCUUCCGCGGAUGAUGAGAAUGCUAAAGACAGACCGCCAGAUGAUCCUGUAGUUGAUCUAUUCCCCGAUGAUGAUGCGGACGACCGAAAUAGUAAGUCAAUAUCACCGACACCGCCUUCACAAUUUGCACAACAAGUGAAUGCUGGAUACGAGAUACCUGCACGUUUGCGUACGCUGCACAAUUUGGUUAUACAGUACGCGAGCCAAGGCCGCUAUGAAGUAGCUGUUCCCUUAUGCAAGCAAGCAUUGGAGGAUUUGGAAAAAACUUCUGGUCACGAUCAUCCUGAUGUUGCCACAAUGUUGAACAUUCUUGCUUUAGUAUAUAGAGAUCAAAAUAAAUAUAAAGAAGCGGCAAAUUUGUUGAACGAUGCCUUGGCUAUUCGUGAAAAGACGCUUGGUGAAAAUCACCCUGCAGUCGCUGCUACGUUGAAUAAUUUGGCUGUUUUAUAUGGAAAACGGGGCAAAUAUAAGGAGGCUGAGCCGUUGUGCAAACGUGCUCUCGAUAUUCGAGAAAAGGUUCUCGGUCGUGAUCAUCCUGAUGUCGCGAAGCAAUUGAACAAUCUUGCGUUGCUGUGUCAGAAUCAGGGUAAAUACGAAGAGGUAGAACGCUAUUACUUGCGAGCGCUAGAAAUUUAUGAAGGUAAACUGGGACCGGAUGAUCCUAAUGUUGCAAAGACGAAAAAUAAUCUGGCAUCGUGUUACUUGAAGCAAGGAAAAUACAAGGAUGCUGAAGUUUUGUAUAAACAAGUAUUGACUAGAGCACACGAAAAAGAAUUUGGUGCUAUUGCCGGCGAUAAUAAACCAAUUUGGCAGGUUGCGGAAGAAAGAGAAGAAAAUAAGCAUAGAAAUAAAGAGAAUACUCCAUAUGGAGAAUACGGAGGCUGGCAUAAAGCUGCUAAAGUGGAUUCUCCUACAGUUACAACUACCUUAAAAAAUCUUGGUGCAUUAUAUCGAAGACAAGGAAAAUACGAGGCUGCAGAAACAUUAGAAGAUUGUGCUCUUAGGUCACGAAAAGAGCAGACAUUGGAGUUCGUGAAGCAAGGAAAAGUUGCGCAGCUUUUAGGAGAAGAGAAAGGAUCGACGAGACGCGGCUCGCGAUCCAGUUUAGCUAAUAGCGAACACGAGCAACAUGACGAGGGCUCGCUGCCGCUGGUACAAAGGGCGCUACAUGAAGGACAGUCUGGCCACAACGACGCUAGUCCUAACAAACCCGGUUUUAAAAACAAGAUCUUUCAAGCUUUCGGGAUUCAUUCUUCCACGUAGGAUAUUCUUCGUUUGUAGUAUUGCCUGUUCGAUUAAUGCCCGGUCGCACGAUAAUUUUAAAAAAUGCGUAAAAUUGUUUGGGAGAAGUUACAAUUUAGGUAUUUGUUCUUAAAUUCCACGAUGGUAUGAUC
Molecule: messenger RNA, 2456 nt
Organism: Apis dorsata (giant honeybee)
Lineage: Eukaryota; Metazoa; Arthropoda; Insecta; Hymenoptera; Apidae
Gene: Klc
Product: kinesin light chain
Exons: 7
Coding region: 622-2325 (567 amino acids)
Biological process (GO): microtubule-based movement
Cellular component (GO): cytoplasm; membrane-bounded organelle; kinesin complex
Molecular function (GO): kinesin binding
Source: RefSeq, a predicted model, not a curated record